GCCACAGUUUUUAUGCGCCAAAUUGUUUUUGAGGAGAGGCGUUUUCAGCGUUGCGGCACGUUAUCGAGAGCACAACACUUUUGGGUUGGACAUAACAUCCCCUCAUGAUGAGUUUAUUUGGGGCGACCUCUGGGUUCGGAGCAGCGGGGGCCGGUGUCUUUGGAAACGCAACAACAGACAGCCACAAUCCCAUGAAGGAUGUGGAAGUGACUUCCCCUCCAGAUGACAGCAUCAGCUGUCUGGCUUUCAGCCCCCCCUCCAUGCCGGGGAACUUCCUCAUCGGAGGAUCCUGGGCCAACGAUGUCCGGUGCUGGGAGGUUCAGGACAAUGGGCAGACGGUCCCCAAAGCCCAGCAGAUGCACACGGGUCCAGUGCUGGAUGUAUGCUGGAGUGACGAUGGGAGUAAAGUCUUCACUGCUUCCUCUGACAAAACAGCCAAGAUGUGGGAUCUUAACAGCAAUCAAGCUAUGCAGAUUGCACAGCAUGAUGGUCCGAUUAAGUCAAUCCACUGGAUCAAAGCCCCGAACUACAGCUGCAUCAUGACCGGCAGUUGGGACAAAACACUGAAGUUCUGGGACACCCGGUCUCCCAACCCCAUGAUGUCUCUGCAGAUGCCAGAGAGAUGCUACUGUGCAGAUGUUGUGUACCCCAUGGCUGUGGUUGCCACGGCGGACAGAGGCCUCAUCGUGUACCAGCUGGAGAACCAGCCCUCUGAGUUUCGCAGAAUAGACUCUCCUCUCAAACAUCAGCACCGAUGUGUUGCCAUAUUCAAGGACAAGCAGAACAAGCCCACUGGCUUUGCCCUGGGGAGCAUUGAGGGCCGAGUGGCCAUCCACUACAUCAACCCUCCAAACCCAGCCAAAGACAACUUCACCUUCAAGUGCCACCGGUCGAAUGGAACCAACACAGCCACUCCACAGGACAUCUACGCUGUCAACGCCAUCUCUUUCCAUCCCGUCCACGGCACACUGGCGACCGUGGGCUCAGACGGACGCUUCAGCUUCUGGGACAAAGACGCCCGCACCAAGCUGAAGACCUCGGAGCAGCUCGACCAGCCAAUCACAGCCUGCUGCUUCAACAGCAACGGCAACAUCUUCGCAUACGCCUCCAGCUACGACUGGUCAAAGGGCCACGAGUACUACAACCCCCAGAAAAAGAACUACAUCUUCUUGAGGAACGCUGCCGAGGAGCUGAAGCCUCGGAACAAGAAAUGAUUCGUCGCAUCUCUUGCCCGGAGAUGUGGAAGACCUGCUGCUUCGUGUGUGUGUGUGUGUGUGUGUGUGUGUGUGUGUGUGUGUGUGUGUGUGUGUGUGUGUGUGUGUGUGUGUGUGUGUGUGUGUGUGUGUGUGUGUGUGUGUGUGUGUGUGUGUGUGUGUGUGUGUGUGUGUGUGUGUGUGUGUGUGUGUGUGUGUGUGUGUGUGUGUUCAAGUCGGCCUCCUUCCUUUCGGCAAACGCCUGGACCAGUACCGCACUGUGCAUGGAGAAAUCAGAGAGGCCUACCCACCCCGGCGAUGACGACAUUUGUUUUUUUAAUGCUGUCCAAAGACUUUUCAUUCUCUUAUGAUUUGCUGUUACUGUGUUUUAGCUCUGUGAUUGAAAUAAAUAACUACGUGCAUACUGUUA
This is a messenger RNA of Pseudoliparis swirei, 1623 nucleotides long. It is a transcript of the gene rae1, whose product is annotated as ribonucleic acid export 1. Gene Ontology annotation, molecular function: RNA binding; ubiquitin binding. The transcript is spliced from 13 exons. Lineage: Eukaryota; Metazoa; Chordata; Actinopteri; Perciformes; Liparidae. Bases 105 to 1214 code for a protein of 369 amino acids. The record is from RefSeq and is a predicted model, not a curated record. Gene Ontology annotation, biological process: transcription-dependent tethering of RNA polymerase II gene DNA at nuclear periphery; RNA export from nucleus. Gene Ontology annotation, cellular component: nuclear pore.